AUAAAUCUAUAUUUAAACUUCAUAAAACUAAAAUAAAUACUAAUAAUAAUUAUAAUAAGACAUUCGAAACAGAAAAUUGUAUUAUAAAUUUACGUCAACAACAACAACAACAGCAACAACAUAAACAGCAGCUGCUAAUAACAAGUUUCAAAACGUUUACAUUUAAAUUUAAUAAUGUAUUAAACUUUUUAACAAAAUUCAACUAUUAUUGUAGCCCACAAACAACAAAACUAGAGAAAUAUGUUAAAAUAUUAUUAAAGUAUAUAUUACAUAAUAAGAUAUUAAAACAUUUUGUAGGAAUUUGCCCUAAAAGACUGAUAUCAUUAAAAAGAUUAAAACAAAUUCCUGAAAAUCAUGCCAAAAUAGAAAAUGAUAAUGACGAUGGUGAUGGUGAUGGUGAUGAUGAUGAUGAUGAAACAUUAAUAAAACCAAGUUCAAAAAAUUAUGUAAAACCAGAACGACCAUUAAGAAAAGUUAUUAAAUUACAAGGAUUAAAGAGUAGGAGUAAGUUAGUAAGAAAUGAGUGUAAGGGGAAUUUUGCUAAAAGUAUUCAUUCUAAAAGAGAAAAUGUACUGUUGCAGUAUUGCCAACUUAUUGCUAAAGACACAAAUAAUAAAAUGAAUUGCCAACUUAGGCUAUGCAAAGAAACGCACACAUGUUUGAUUAUACAAAAACUUAAAACUUCUCAAAAUCUUUCUCGAAAGGAGAGACCAAUUAGUAAAAAUCAGCAUCGAAAUCUCAAGCCAAAGUUUAGUCCAUUAAAAUAUGAAAUUGAGGCUCAGCAACAGCAAAUCAUGAAGAAAUUAGUUCCGCAUAUUUGGAGUAUUGAACAUAUUAAAGAAGUAACCGAACUCUUAAGUAAAACCUCACAUUCGCUCAAAGAUCGAGAAUAUUCUCCUAAACAUCCUGAGGAACUAAAAGAUCCUCAAAUAGUUUUACAAACAUACCAAACGAAAGAUUAUAAAAUGGGAUCGGUUCCGCUAACUUCCCAAACAACUGAAUAUCAAAUGGAAUUACAUCGGGAGAGUUGGAAUAACAAACUGACUAAUGAAUUACGGGGACUCCAUAAAGUGCUGAGAGAACCCUCAAUGAAAAAUAUAAAUAAAACAGAUUUACCAGAAAAUAUGGAAAAUUCUAAAGGAAUGAGUUACCAACCAGACAAAAAUACGAACUAUUCAAAAAUCCAGAACCCGCAAACAGUUUUUCAACUUAAUUCCUUUAAAAAUGGUGACCUACUAAAAACAACUAAACACAAAGGCUUCAAACAAAAAUUGGCAGAUAAUACCAAUUUUGCUAAACAAAUUCUUUCGAACAACAAUAAUUUCCAUAAAAAUUCCAGACAUAAAGAAAGUAAACAACAAAAAUUUCUACAGAAAUGCCAACAUUUCCUAUCUACCAUUUUACUCUAUUAUUGUUGUAGUUGUUAUUGCAUUUGGCAUAUUUACGGAUUUCCGUUAGUGUUAGUAAAAAUUUUCAAAUAUCUUAAAGAUUCAACAGUGCAUGUGUUAACGCGACGACGACUUAAAAUAGCAACAUUAGCAUCAAGUAUAACAACAUCAGCAGCAACAACAACAACAUCAAUAGUAUAUAACGAUAGUAACUUUAUUGCAGCAUGUGUUGGAAAAUUGAAAAAACCGACAAAAAUGGCAGGCUAUAAGAGCAACAACCAACAAAAUGUUUUGAAAAGGCAGACAACACAUAAAACAACAGUAGCAAGAACAAUAACAACAACAGCAUUAAGGAAAGCAAAAACAUUUGUUGGUACUUGUGCACAUUCAUCGUCUUCAUGUUCAACAACAUCGUUAACAGGCUCUUCAGCAUAUAGCUCGUCUCCAGAGAAUUUAAUAUUACAACAAGAGCAACAACAAUCCCAGCAAACAUGGACGCCAUAUUGCUAUUAUCAACAGCAACCUCAUCUUCAUCAACGACAUCAUCAUCAUCAACAACAACAAGAACAAGAACUACUACCAAAGCAGCAAAAGCAGCAGCAACUCUUACGUUGUUAUCAGCCAACACUGCCUCACUCACAGCCACAUUACAAUACAUCUACUAACAGUUUUCUACACUUACCACAGCCCUCGUUGUUGGCAUUUUCACGCACAUUGAUUAUACUGAUACUGUUGUCAUCAUUGUGGCACACAUCGGAAGGUUUUCAUGGCAGUGGUGUAAAAUUGAGCACAAAUACGGUUAAAACGAAGUAUGGUCUGGUGCGUGGCAUUGUUGUACGUUCAUCGCCAUCAUUAGUGGAAGCUUAUCUGGGCAUACCUUAUGCAUCGCCACCUGUCGGAAGUUUAAGAUUUAUGCCUCCCAUCACACCCUCAACGUGGAAAAAUGUACGUAAUGCUGAUCGCUUUUCCCCAGUAUGCCCGCAAAAUGUACCCAUACCACCAAAUGGUCCUGAAGCAUUGUUGGAAGUACCCAGGGCUCGUUUGGCCCAACUUAGACGUUUACUGCCGCUCUUAAGUAAUCAAUCGGAGGAUUGUUUGUAUUUAAACAUUUAUGUACCCUAUGAACAUCGAAGACAUAGACGUUUUACCACCAACAGUGGCGAGUUAAAUGACACACCAAAAUUACCCAUAAUACUAUUCAUACAUGGCGAAUCGUAUGAAUGGAAUUCCGGUAAUCCAUAUGAUGGUUCAGAAUUGGCUGCGCAUGGCAAUGUUAUCGUAGUCACCAUAAAUUUUCGUUUGGGCAUAUUUGGUUUUCUAAAAACCGGUGGCAAAGAAAGUGCACAGGGUAAUUUUGGUUUAAUGGAUUUAGUGGCGGGUUUACAUUGGCUUAGAGAAAAUUUACCCGCAUUUGGGGGAGAUCCUCAGGCAAUAACAUUACUGGGACAUGGUACGGGAGCAGCACUAGCUAAUAUAUUAGUAGUGUCGCCGGUAUCGAGUGAUCUAAUACAACACACCGUUUUAGUAAGCGGUUCGGCGUUAUCACCCUGGGCCAUACAGAAGAAUCCUUUGUUCGUUAAACGUCGAGUGGCCGAACAGACUGGCUGUCAUGGCGAUAUGUUAUAUUAUGAUUUGGCACCAUGUUUGCGCACUAAAACGGUGGCCGAACUCUUAGCCGUUAAAAUCGAUCAUCCACGAUUUUUGGUCGGCUUUGCUCCAUUCAUCGAUGGUACUGUCAUAUCACCCAAUACAGAUUCUAUUGGUAAAUUAUCACUGCCUUUGGGUUCAGCUAUUGUUAGUACAUCAGGAAUUGAAUAUGCAAAUUUUCCUAAACGUAAUCUUAUAUUUUGUCUUACAUCGGUGGAAUCACAUUUAGACUUGAGCGCCCAAGACUUGGAAUUUGGUUUCAAUGAAACUAGACGUGAUCGUAUUUUAAGAACUUAUGUACGUAAUAAUUUUCACUAUCAUCUAAAUGAAAUAUUUGCGGUACUAAAGAAUGAAUAUACCGAUUGGGAUAAGGCCAUACGUAGUCCCUUAAGUUCGCGCGAUGCCACAUUGCAAUUUUUAAGUGAUGGUCAUACGGCUUCCUCCCUAAUCAAAUUGGGUUAUAUGCAUAGUUUAAGAGGGGGCCGGGGUUACUUUCUACAUUUCAAACAUCGCACCGUAGAAGAGGAAUAUCCACAGCGAACUGGCUCAGUGCGAGGUGAGGAUGUGCCAUUUUGGUUGGGUUUACCUAUUUCACCCUUAUUUCCGCAUAAUUAUACAACUCAGGAGAAACAAAUCAGUCGUUUAAUGUUAAGAUAUCUGGCUAAUUUUGCCAAAACGGGUAAUCCAAAUCAAUCAUCUCUAUCAACAUCUGGCCAACCUUCUUCGUCUUCCUUAAUUGGUUCACCAUCCUCGGCCUCGUCUUCACCCUCUUCAGCGUCCUCAUCUAGAAGUCAAACUGCCGAUGAUGCUCAUGAAAAAGUAAAAAGGUCAUCAUUUAAUAUUGUAAAUGCUACUACAUCGUCGUCGUCAUCUUCAUCAGCAUCACAAUCCAGUGGUCCAAUUAAAAGUAAUGCCAUUGUAGUUGACGUUGAAACUGCCGCCGCUAGGGAGGCUUUGAACUUGGCUGUGCUCUAUAAUCAACGUCGUACCAAACGCACUUAUUAUAAACGUCACUCUCGUAGUAAUGAUGAUCAUAGCGGUAGUGCUUCCAGUGAAGUGAACUAUUUUUUAAGUCUCAACAACAACAAUAAUAAUAAUAAUAAAUUAGAUGGCGAUGAGCUGCCAUUUUGGGAUGCUUAUGACGUUGUGAACCAAUUGUAUAUGGAAUUGGGUAAUAAAGCCGAAAUCCAAAGUCAUUACAGAGGUCACAAAUUAUCCAUGUGGUUGAAUCUUAUACCACAACUGCAUAGGCAUGCCAACAUGAAUGAUCAGUCCAUGAGACAUCAUCAGUUUCAGGAUGAUUUAAAUAAUUUGAAUUUAUAUGAAGGAAUUGUUAGAGCUCAAAUACAGACCAAGCCGGAUGAUGACGAUGAAACAAUAUUGCUGCCAAAGGGAAGACCAACACCGCCGCCAGUUGCACAAGAAACUAAUACCACACAAAAACCCAAUGGAGGCACUACAGAAUGUGGAGUUGAUGGUGCCAUGUUUGUGGCCGAAAUGACUACAAUACCACCUUCCGACAAUCGCUCUUUGGUUUUGGAUAGUCGUGAAAAAGAAAUGGCAACUGCUUCCACCGGUCUCAUAGGUAAUCUAGAAGUCUUAAGACGUUUAAGUGGUAAACAAUUUCAAAGUUAUACUACUGCUCUAGUAGCCACCGUGGCUGUGGGUUGUUUUCUGCUCAUACUCAACAUCUUGAUCUUUGCUGGCAUCUAUCAUCAGCGUGAAAAACGUGCUCGAGAUGCUAAAACUAAGGAGGAAUUACAGGAUAAUGAUACGAGUAAAAAUUCCAGUAUGUUGAAAUUGAAUGCCCUGGGUAGUGAGACGGGUUCGUUUAAUGGUAGUGGUGCUGGUGUUAGUGGAAAAACAACGGUAGUGUUUGGCGAAUAUAGCUGUUAUGAUGAAAAGUCUUUGCAGACUAAAGACGAAAAACUCAUGGUAGAAUUACCACCGCCUCAAAUGAUAGAUCCGAAUUGGCCUGCUUGUUCUACCAGCACCUUAGAUUUAUUGAAAACUAAACAUCAUACACCCCUUGAUACCACCUACACCCUUAGUAAUGUAGUGCCCAUUAAUACAGAAUCACAAACAGAUCACUUAAUGGCAGUCAAUGCCAUGGAAAUGUCCACCUAUAAUCCUUUGCCUAUGACUUCGGGUUUGAUAAUAGAUCCUACUCUAGCUACUGCUAAUGCUACAUCGUCAUCGGGUUUACUAAGCAAACGUGGUUCAUUUGUGGGUUCAGCGAGUCAAUUGAAUCAAUAUGAUUUCGCUUCGGUACAGUCUUCAGAUCAAAUGUCCUUUAAGGAUAUAGAAAAUGCUGUUAAGGCCUCGGCUACAAUGGAUGAUGAUAUAACACAUGAUGAUGAUAUACCAGAGCCACCACCACCGCCAAGAUCAUUUCAUAAUAUGCAACAACAACAGCAGCAGCAACAACAACAACAGGGAGGAACAAAUGUGCCAGCAGCGGCUAGUGGGAGUGGUGGCGGUGGAGGUAUAUUAAGACAAGCCGGUACCACAUCGUCCACUCAGACGGGAGGAGGUAAAAAACGUGUACAUAUACAAGAAAUAUCUGUCUAAAUUUAGUAAAAUGAAAACUAAGUUAAUAAUUUGUUUAUUUUGUUUUUAAUUGCAUAUUUAUUGGAAGAGUAAGAUUAGAGAGUAAUUUUCUCGAAAAAUUCCUAUAUAAGGGUAUUUUUCUCGAACAUUUUCUAUAAUAUGGAAUUUUUUUUAGAAAAUGUUCUAUAAAAAAAAUGUUCUAUAUAAAAUUUAAAAAAAGAGAAUUUUUUUAGAAAUUAAAAAAAGAGA
Molecule: messenger RNA, 5834 nt
Organism: Lucilia cuprina (Australian sheep blowfly)
Lineage: Eukaryota; Metazoa; Arthropoda; Insecta; Diptera; Calliphoridae
Exons: 12
Coding region: 618-5606 (1662 amino acids)
Biological process (GO): modulation of chemical synaptic transmission; neuron cell-cell adhesion; synaptic vesicle endocytosis
Cellular component (GO): postsynaptic membrane; synapse; cell surface
Molecular function (GO): signaling receptor activity; neurexin family protein binding
Source: RefSeq, a predicted model, not a curated record